GAUCCAUUGAAUGGUUCAAGCUCGACCCCUCCAAAAUGCUGUCCACCACAGCUCUAUCAGGCGGAUAUUCGAAUGACUCAAGGCCUCACUAUCAGUGGACAAAGUAUGGCCAAUUUUUUAGAUGGCCAUUGGUGGUUUGAUCGUUGGAAUAAAACAAAUGCAUAUGAAGGGAUUUUCACUAUGAAUGGACACAAGUCAGAAAUAAAGUUCAUACAAGAUAAUGUGGCAAAGAAGCAAUACAAUAUAAAUAAAGCAGGCAGAACCUGUGAUGUAAUCGAUCAGGCCUUUCCUCACUUUGAUGGAUGCAUCCCAGAGAGUGCAAGCUUUAUGGGACAAGAAAAUCUGGGGAAAGAUUUCAUGGUGAAUACAUGGAGUGCAAAGCUACAGAGUGACGCAUACGAUAUUGCCUUUGAGAUGACAGUAACACCUGAUGAUUGCAUCCCUAUAACAGUGACAACUAUAAGUGAAGCAACUGCUGAAUAUGGUGUAACAUCAACAACCCGGUUUUCCAGCUUUCAAGAGGGCAUUCAAGAUAUGAGUGUAUUUGACAUUCCUGACUAUUGUCAAAAAUAACUGAUUUACAAAUUGACAUGACAA
This is a messenger RNA of Owenia fusiformis, 597 nucleotides long. The record is from the annotation of a GenBank genome assembly. NCBI's taxonomy places the organism in Eukaryota, Metazoa, Annelida, Polychaeta, Sabellida, Oweniidae.